This is a messenger RNA of Symphalangus syndactylus (siamang), 11788 nucleotides long. It is a transcript of the gene ZNF566, whose product is annotated as zinc finger protein 566. Lineage: Eukaryota; Metazoa; Chordata; Mammalia; Primates; Hylobatidae. Gene Ontology annotation, biological process: regulation of DNA-templated transcription. The record is from RefSeq and is a predicted model, not a curated record.
UUUUUUUUUUUUUUUUUUUUUUUUUUGAGACGGAGUCUCGCUCUGUCGCCCAGGCUGGAGUGCAGUGGCACAAUCUCGGCUCACUGCAAGCUCCGCCUCCCGGGUUCACGCCAUUCUCCUGCCUCAGCCUCUCCGAGUAGCUGGGACUACAGGCGCCCGCUACCACGCCCGGCUAAUUUUUUGUAUUUUUAGUAGAGACGGGGUUUCACUGUGGUCUCGAUCUCCUGACCUCGUGAUCCGCCCGCCUCGGCCUCCCAAAGUGCUGGGAUUACAAGCGUGAGCCACCGCGCCCGGCCGGAAAUGGGAUUCUUAACACCAGAGAAACUGGGGCAAUCUCUUGCUUGUGUGUAUGCACAUACAUAUGUACAUGUAUACAUAUAUGUAUAUAUACACAAAUAUAUGUCUAUAUUUUCCCCCAUGUUUUUGCAUGUCCCAGCCUCCAGACAAUCUCACAGUAGCAGCAGCAAUAGUGGAAGCAGUGGGGGCCUGCAGGUAUCUAAAACUACAAGGGAUAGGAACCUUCUUUUCCUUUUAGAGUUGCUGUGGAGUGAACCCGCAUUACUUUUUUUCUCUGUUUCCUCCUGCCAUACCCAGGCAUAGUUGCAGAAAGUACAUAGCAGAGGGAGGUAACUAAAGCCCCAGGGUUAUGACUAGAGAACUGAAUAGGGGAGCUCCAGGGAACUAGAAAGUAUCAAGAAGAUCCCAGAAACGAACAAGGUCAAAAAAGCAACCCAUGUUCAAGUUCAGAAAACCCAAAGUUGGUCCCAGCAAGGUGGCUCACGUCUGUAAUCCCAGCACUUUGGGAGGCCGAGGUGGGUGGAUCACCUGAAGUCGGGAGUUCGAGACCAGCCUGACCAACAUGGAGAAACCCCAUCUCUACUAAAAAUACAAAAUUAGCCGGGUGUGGUGACACAUGCCUCUAAUCCCAGCUACUCGGGAGGCUGAGGCAGGAGAAUUGCUUGAACCUGGGAGGCAGAGGUUGGGGUGAUCCGAGAUCGUGCCAUUGCACUCCAACCUGGGCAACAAGAGCAAAACUCCGUCUCAAAAAAAAAAAAAAAACCCAAAGUUCAAAAAAACUCAGCUCUGAUGAACUCUUAGGCUCAUUUUUGCCCGAAUAUAUGUGGAUCUGUCCCUAAAUAAUAUAUCAAAGACUUUAAGAACUAAAAUGUAAGUUUUAGAUUGGAUUGGGUGGUGCACACACAGGACAAAUCCAAAUCACACUGCAAAGGCCUUGAAAACUGACCUGAAAUCAGUCCACACAAGGCUUGUUGGAACUUGCAGCCUGAACCCAACAUGGUCAAUACCUGUUAAAACAAAAGUAUCAACCAUCUCCAUAGGAUUUAUUUUAUUUAUUUAUUUAUUUUAUUUUAUUUUUUUCUGAGACAGAGUCUCGCUCUGUUGCCCAGGCUGGAGUGCAGUGGCGCAAUCUUGGCUCACUGCAACCUCUGCCUCCUGGGUUCAGGGGAUUCUCUUGCCUCAGCCUCCCCGAGUAGCUGGGACUACAGGCACGCGCCACUAAGCCUAACUAAUUUUUGUUUUUUGUAUUUUUAGUAGAGAUGAGGUUUUACCAUGUUGGCCAGGUCUCAAACUCUUGACCUCAGGUGAUCCACCCGCCUCGGCCUCCUAAAGUGCUGGGAUCACAGGUGUGAGCCACUGCGUCGGGCCAAGAGUUUUAAUUAGAUGUAUCUUGGUAUAAUUUCUGAAGUUCAAAGAAACAGAGAAAACUCCAUUGAAGUAACAAACUAGUAACUCAGGGUGUAUCCUACACGUUUGUGUUUGGUGCUGCCCCUACAGUUCUCUAAUGUUCCGAAUUAGUUACCAGCCUCAAGCUAUCAGGGGAUUUAAUAUAGAAAUCUGGAUUUCUGGUUUUCCUUGGAGAGCUGGAAAGCAGCACUGGACCUUCAUUCUCACAUGACAGCUUUCUCCUGGAUUUAACAAGCACUUAACCCCUUUGAGAAGGGGUACAAGCUCUUUUACUAACCACUGUCCCCACUAUUGCCUACUCCCACACAGACCCUGAGGGCACAGCCUGAGCUGCAAUGUACAUUUGCAGUAUUACUUAUCUUAAUCUCACCUUCAUUACUGAAGGAUAUUUUUGGUAGAUACAAAAUUCUGGAUUGACACUCUUUCAGCACAAUAAAUUAUUGUUCCACUUUUCUUCUGGCCUCCAGAGUUUGUGAAGAGCAAUCCAGUCAUUCAAAUCAUUGUUCACCCAUAAGUAAUACAUUUUUUUUUACAGUUCUUUCACUACUUAUUUUGUCUUUCAUUUUCAGCAGUUUGAUUAUGAUGUGUCUGAGUAUGGAUUUCUUUGGGUUUAUCCUAUUUGGGGUGGCUGAGCUUCUCAAAAUGGCUUUGCUUGUUUUAUCUUUCACAAAAUUGGUAAGUUUUCAGCCAUUAUUUCUUCAAAUCUUUUUUGAGUCCUGUACUAUCUCUUCUCCUUCUGAAACCCUAAUGACACAAAUGUUAAAUCUUUUCUUGUUCUACAUUCCCAGAGGCUGUGUUCUUUUUGCAUUUUUAUCUUUUUUUCAGUUAUUCAUAUUAGCUAAUUUCUUUUGAACUAUCUUCAAGUUUAUUGACUUUAUUACCUCCAUUCUGCUUUUGAGCCUAGCCAGUGGUUUUUAUUUCGGCUACUGCACUUUUCAGUUCUAAAACUUGUUUAUUCUUCUUUAUAUCUUCUACUCUUUUGCUGAAACUUUCUAUUUUUAUAUUGGUUUGCAGAGUGUGCAUGAUUCCUUAUUCAAGUAUUUUUAAAAUAGCUGCUUUAAAGUCAUUAUCUGAUAAUUCCAACAUGAGUCACCUUUAUUUUGGUGUCUGUUGUCUUUUGCCACGUGAGUUAAAAUUUUCUUCAUUCUUCAUAUGUUGAGUGAUUUUGGAUGGUAUCCUAAGGCAUUCUGAAUAUUAUUCUAUGAGACCCUAGGUCUUUCUUUAAAUCCUAUGGAAGCCAGGCACAGUAGCUUAUGCCUGUAAUCCCAGCACUUUGGGAGGUCAAGGUGGGCAGAUCACUUGAGGUCAGGAGUUCGAGAUCAGCCUGGCCAACGUGUUGAAACCCCAUCUUUACUAAAAAUACAAAAAAAAAUAGCUGGGUAUGAUCUCAGCUACUUGGGAGGCUGAGAGGCAGGAGGAUCUCUUGAACCCAGGAAGCGGAGGUUGCAGUGAGCUGAGAUCAUGCCACUGUACUCUCACCUGGGCAACAGAGCAAGGUUCUGUCUCAAAAAAAAAAAAAAAAAAAAAUUAAUAGGUGGCCAAGCGCGGUGGCUCACGACUGUAAUCCCAGCACUUUGGGAGGCCGAGGCGGGCGGAUCACCUGAGGCUGGGGUUCGAGACCAGCCUGGUCAACAUGGUGAAACCCCAUAUUUACUAAAAAUACAAAAAAUUAGCUGGGCAUGGUGGCGCAUGCCUGUAAUCCCAGCUACUCAGGAGGCUGAGGCAGGAGAAUCGCUUGAACCUGGAAGGCAGAGGUUGUGGUGAGCCGAGAUCAAGCUGUUGCAUUCCCGUCUGGGCAAUAAGAGCAAAACUGUCUCAAAAAAAAAAAAAAAAGUAAUAGGCUGGGAGCGGAGCGGUGGAUCACACCUGUAAUCCCAGCACUUUGGGAGGCCGAGGUGGGUGGAUCACACGGUCAGGAGUUCAAGACCAGCCUAGCCAAGGUGAUGAAACCCCAUCUCUACUAAAAAUACAAAAAUUAGCCAGGCAUAGUGGCACAUGCCUGUAAUCCCAACUACUUGGGGGCUGAGGCAAAAACAAAACAAAACAAAAACCUCUUUCCUCAUAUAUAUUGCUCAGCAAAAAGGGAACCAUCUGAAUACUAAGAGUUUUCAUCAACCCUGGAAAUUUGUUUUAUUAGGGUUCUAUAUCAUUGCCAUAUUUUCCUUCCAGAAUUCAUAUUUUACAUUCAUUUUAUUUCUUACAUCAUAUUUUCUUCCCUAUGACUUAUUUUCUGUCAUCAUUUUCAUCCUUCUCUGAAAGUUUUUUAAACAAUUCAUUCCAGCUUUUUCCCUAGCAUUAUUGAGGUAUAUUUGGCAAAUAAAAAUUAUAUAUAUUGGCCAGGCAGGGUGGCGCAUGCCUGUAAUCCCAGCUACCUGGGAGGCUGAGGCAGGAGAAGUGCUUGAACCCAAGAGGCAGAGGUUGCAGUGAGCCAAGAUCGCGCCAUUGCACUCCAGCCUGGGCGACAAGAGUGAAAACUUUGUCUCAAAAAAAAAAAAUUAUAUAUAUUUACAGUAUACAAUUAGGUAUUUUGAUAUAUGUGUAUACAUUGUGAAAUGAUUACCAUAAUCAAGCCAAUUAAUGUAUCUAUCACAUCACAUAGUUACCAAUUUGUAUAUGUGUGUAUGUGGUAAGAACAUUAAGAUCUACUCCCAUAAUAAAUUCCAAGUAUAUAAUACAGUAUUAUAAAUUAGUUACUAUGGUAUACAUUCUGUACUGGUAUUACUAUUAAUGGUAUGUACUUACAUGGCAGUACAUACUAUUAAUAUAUAAUGCUGUAUAUUAGAUCUCCAGAAAUUUUUUAUUCUGAGUAACUGGAGCUUUGUACCCUUUGACCAAUAUCUUCUUUCCUCCAUCCCCCAACCCCUGGAGACCUCCAUUCUACUCUCUUCUUCUAUGAGUUCAGCGUUUUAGAGUUCAUAUGUAAGUGAGAUCACUGCAGUAUCUGUCUUUCUGUGCCUGGCUUAUUUCACAUAUGUCCUCCAGCUUCAUCUAUGUUUUUGAAAAUAACAGGAUUUUCUUCAUUUUUAAGGCUUAAUAUUCCAGUGUUUGUGUAUUUAUAUAUAUACACAUACAUUCCAUUGUGUGUGUGUAUAUGUGUAUGUGUGUGUGUAUACAUAUAUAUGCCCACACAUCACAUUUUCUUUAUCAAUUUAUCCAUUGAUUCCAUAUCUUGGCUAUCAUGAAUGAUGCUGCAAUGAACAUAAGAAUGCAGAUUUUUUUUCCCCAUACUGAUUUGAUUUCAUUUGGAUAUAUACCCAGAAGUGAGCUUGCUGGGUUAUAGGGUAGUUUUGAGAAACCUCCAUGCUGUUUUCCAUAAUGGCUGUUUCAAUUUAUGCCACCAACAGUGUACAAGGAUUCCCUUUUUGCCACAUCCUUUCAAACACUUGUUAUUUUUUUGUCCUUUUGAUAAUAGCAGUUCUGACAGGUGUGAGGGAAUUUUUGUUUGUUUGUUUUUUUGAGACGGAGUCUCACUCUUGUUGCCCAGGCUGGAGUGCAGUGGUGCAAUCUCAGCUCACUGCAGCCUCCGCCUCUGGGGUUCAAGCGAUUCUCCCACCUCAGCCUCCCAAGUAGCUGAGAUUACAGGUGCCCACCACUAUGCCCGCAUAAUUUUUGUAUUUUAGUAGGGAUGGGGUUUCAUCAUGUUGGUCAGGCUGGUGUCAAACUCCUGACCUCAAGUGAUCCGCCCGCCUCAGCCUCCCAAAGUGCUGGGAUUACAGGCCUGAGCCACAGUACCCAGCAAUGAGGUGAUAUUUCAUUGUGGUUUCAAUUUCCAUUUUCCUGAUGAUUAGUAAUGUUGAGUGUUUUUUCAUGUACCUAUUGGCUGUUUCUAUGUCUUUUUUUGAGAAAUGCCCAUUUUUUUAAUUGGGUUAUUUGUUUUCUUGUUACUGAGUUGAGUUCCUUAUAUAUUUUGGAUAUUAGCAUCUUACCAGAUACAAGGUUUGAAAAUAUUUUAUCCCACUCUGUGGAUAGUCUCUUCACUCUGCUAAUUGUUUCCUUUGCUGUGCAGAAGCUUUUGAGUUUGAUGUAAUCACAUUUUUCUAUUUUUUGCUUUUCUUUUCUGUGUUUUGGGGUCAUAUGCAAAAAAAUCAUUGCCUAGACUGAUGUCACGGAACUUUCCUCUGUUUUCUUCUAGUAGUUUUAUAGUUUUGUGUCUUAUGUUUAAGUCUUUCAUCCAUUUUGAGUUGACUUUUGUAUAUGUAUGCGAUAGGAAUUCAAUUUCAUUCUUUUGCAUGUGGCUAUCCAGUUUCUCAUCACCAUUUAUUGAACUGUCUUUUUCCCAUUGUGUGUUCUUGGCAUCUUUAUUGAAAAUCCAAUGACCAUAAAUGCAUGGGUUCUGUAUGGGUUCUUGUUUCUGUAUUCUGUUCCAUUGGUUGAUGUGUCUAUUUUUAUGCCAGUGCUAUGCUGUUUUGAUUACUGCAGCUUUGUAAUCUAUUUUGAAAUCUAUCAGAUGUAGUGAUGCCUCCAGCUUUGUUCUUCUUGUUCAAGAUUACCUUGACUCUUCAGGGUCUUUUAUGGUUCCAUAUGAAUUUUAGGAUUGUUUUUGCUAUCUGUGUGAAAAGUACCUUUGGAAUUUUGUUAGGGAUUCCACUGAAUGUGUAGAUUGCUUUGGGUAGUAUGGACAUUUUAACAAUAUUAAUUCUUUCCAUUUAUGAAUGCAGAAUAUCUUUUCGUUUAUUUGUGUCUUCAUUUAUUUUUUAUUAUACUUUAAGUUCUGGGAUACAUGUGCAGAAUGUGCAGGUUUGUUACAUAGGUAUACACAUGCCAUGGUGGUUUGCUGCACCCAUCACCCCAUCAUCUACAUUAGGUAUUUCUUCUAAUCCUAUCCCUCCCCUAGCUCCCCACCCCCCUUUUUUAUUUAAUGCAAUUUUUUUUUUUUUUAGAUGGAGUCUCACUCUGUCGCUCAUGCUGGAGUGCAGUGGUGUGAUCUCAGCUCACUGCAAUCUACGCCUCCCAGGUUCAAGCAAUUCUUCUGCCUCAGCCUCCCGAGUAUCUGGGACUACAGGUGCAUGCUGCCAUGCCCAGCUAAUUUUUUUUUUUUUUUUUUUUUUUUGUAUUUUACUAGAGAUGGGGCUUCACUGUGUUGCUCAGGCUGGUCUUGAACUCCCGAGCUCAGGCAAUCCACCCGCCUUGGCCUUCCAAAGUGCUAUGAUUACAGGCGUGAGCCACCAUGCCUGGCAUGUCUUCAGUUUUUUCAUCAGUGUUUUAUAGUUUUCCAUAUACAGAUUUCCUUUGUUAAAUUUUUUCCUAAGUAUUUUAUUCUUUUUGAUGUUAUUAUACAUGGGAUUUUCUUCUUGAUUUCUUUUUCUGAUAAUUUGUUGCUAGUGUAGAGAAACAACCGAUUUUUGUAUCUUACUGAAUGCACAUACAUUUAUUACCUUUUUUUUUUUUUUUUUGAGACGGAGUCUCGCUCUGUUGCCCAGGCUGGAGUGCAGUGGUGCAAUCUCGGCUUACUGCAAGCUCAGCCUCCCGGGUUCAUGCCAUUCUCCUGCCUCAGCCUCCCUAGUAGUUGGGACUGUAGGCACCCGCCACCAUGGCUGGCUAAUUUUUUGUAUUUUUAGUAGAGAGGGGUUUCACCGUGUUAGCCAGGAUGGUCUCAAUCUCCUGACAUCAUGAUCCACCCACCUUGACUUCCCAAAGUGCUGGGAUUACAGGCAUGAGCCACCGUGUGAGGCCUUAUUACUUCUUUUUUUUGAGACAGUCUUGCUCUGUCACCCAGGCUGGAGUGCAGUGGCAUGAUCUUGGCUCGCUGCAACCUCCAUCUCCUGGGUUCAAGCGAUUCUCGUGCCUCAGCCUCCUGAGUAGCUGGGAUUACAGGUGCCCACCAUCACCAGCUAAUUUUUGUAUUUUCAGUAGAGAUGGGGUGUUGCCAUGUUGGCCCGGCUGGUCUCAAACUCCUGACCUCAAGUAAUCUGCCCGCCUUGGCCUCCCAAAGUGCUGGAAUUACAGUCCUGGAAUCAAGAUGUGAGACCAAGAAAUUAUUUCUGAAAAAGGAAAUUUAUGAAAUAGAAUCAACCCAGUGGGAAAUAAUGGAAAAGCUCACAAGACAUGAUUUUCAGUGCUCCAGUUUCAGAGAUGAUUGGGAAUGUAAUAUCCAGUUUAAGAAACAACUCGGCUCUCAGGGGGGACAUUUCAAUCAGUUGGUAUUCACUCAUGAAGAUCUGCCCACUUUGAGUCACCAUCCAUCCUUUAUGUUACAGCAAAUCAUUAAUAGUAAAAAGAAAUUCUGUGCAUCUAAAGAAUAUAGGAAAACCUUUAGACAUGGCUCACAAUUUGCUACACAUGAGAUAAUUCAUACCAUUGAGAAGCCCUAUGAAUGUAAGGAAUGUGGAAAGUCCUUUAGACAUCCCUCAAGACUCACUCAUCAUCAGAAAAUUCAUACUGGCAAGAAACCCUUUGAAUGUAAGGAAUGUGGAAAAACCUUUAUUUGUGGCUCAGACCUUACUCGACAUCACAGAAUUCACACUGGUGAGAAACCCUAUGAAUGUAAGGAAUGUGGGAAGGCCUUUAGUAGUGGUUCAAACUUCACUCGACAUCAGAGAAUUCACACAGGCGAGAAGCCUUAUGAAUGCAAAGAAUGCGGGAAGGCCUUUAGCAGUGGCUCAAACUUUACUCAACAUCAGAGAAUUCAUACUGGGGAAAAACCCUAUGAAUGUAAGGAAUGUGGCAAUGCCUUUAGUCAGAGCUCACAACUUAUUAAACAUCAAAGAAUCCAUACAGGUGAGAAACCUUAUGAAUGUAAGGAAUGUGAAAAGGCUUUUCGUUCUGGCUCAGACCUUACUAGACAUCAGAGAAUUCAUACUGGUGAGAAACCCUAUGAAUGUAAGAUAUGUGGGAAGGCUUAUUCUCAGAGUUCACAGCUUAUUAGUCAUCAUAGAAUUCAUACUAGUGAGAAACCCUAUGAAUAUAGGGAAUGUGGGAAGAACUUUAAUUAUGACCCACAGCUUAUUCAGCAUCAAAAUUUGUACUGGUGAUGAAACAAUAUAUGAAAUGUGUAGGGAGGCUUUUAAUUAUGGCUGAAAACAGAAUUUAUCUUGUGAAUAAUUCCUCUAGAUAGAAUAAUAUAGAAACAUUUUAUUUGUGGACUGCAGCUUAUUCAACCUGGGAAAAAUAAUGUUGGAGAAAUACUCUAUGAAUAGAAUAUACUUUGGAAGCCCUUAACUAAACUCUCAUUUCUCUUGACAUCAGAUAAUUCAGUCUAGCAAUAUGAUAGAUAAUUCAGUCUGUCGUACUGAAAAUGACAGCACCUUUAACACCUUUCUAACCUUCUUAACAUCAGAGAAUUUUUGUAGAAAUGUAGUCCUGUGAUUUUCAUUUUUUCCCCUAAUUUCUCUAAUUGUUACAUUCUUAGUAUUUUAAUCCAUAUUAAAUUUAUAUGGCUAUAAAUUUCAUCUGUUUACAUCCUGAUUUGUAUACUAUUUUAAAAAUACCUUUAGUACCUGGGAGAAGUGACCUCUUUAUUUUUGAAGAUGGCUUAUUCUUUUUGCUCUUUAUAACAUUAAGGCUUUCUUACUGUAAAAAUGUUCAUGAACACCAUUUUACUCAAUAGAGAUCCUUCAUUAUCUUCAUGGUGUUUUGUUGUGUUACUGUAAUAUCACUUAUGAAAUCCUAUUGGUGGAUAUCGUAGUCUCCUCUAGAUAUUUUGCCAUAAUCCAUGCCAAAAUACAAGUCCCUGAUGGACAUUCUCCCUAAGCACAUCUUUGUAUCAUAUCUUUUAAUUGCAGAAUUAAUGUGUGAAUAUACUUUCCUUAUAAUAGAUGCAAACAUUACAAAAAGGCAAAUGUACCCUUUGACCAUAUCCCAAAGGAUAGUCUUUAUCAGUUCAUUAUUUAUUACUGAUCAUUUUUCUGUUUAUAUAUACAUGCAUGUCUCAGUAAAAAUUAUAAAAUGGGGGAUAAUUAUACCUACCUCAUAAUGCUUUGUGAGGAUUAAAUGAAUUAAGACCCAUAAAGUGCUUAGAAUUGUGCCUGACAUGAUAAAUACAUACUCACUGAAUGUUAGUCAUCGUUAUUAUAUUCAUCAUCACCAGUAUUAUUAUUUGUAGAAAGGCUUUUUAACUUCUGCAGAACUUAGUCACCAUUAGGCAGGGUAUUUGACUGAAGAAAGACCCUUUGAAGGUAACAAGUUAAGAAAAUUUCCCAUCAUCAUGUACUUCCUAUUGAACAUGAAAUAAUCCUAGGUAUUGGUGGGGAAAGUACUGGGAAUAAUGUGUGCGAAGGACUUUAUUCCGACUAAUACUCUUUUUGUCGCAUUAUAUACCCAGUAAAAAAGAAAAGAGAACAUAAACAAAAUAUUGGUGCACUAAUGAGGAAAAAAGUAUGAAAAGAGAAACAGCGUCAUAUUUAAAAAAUGGACAGAGAUAGAAACAUAGUUACAGAUUUGAAAGGUUCUGUUGAAUAUAAUGCUUUUUUCUGAUGCGUUUGAAAAUUUAAACAAAAUGAUUUUUAAGGAAAAUAUACAUCAAUAUUGACUCUAAGAAAAUUAGGACUCUUCGAGGACUCUCAUAAACACAGAGAACAGGGAACAAUUAGCAUGUGAUCAGUUAACUAUUAAGCACCAAAUCCAGUUUCUUUCUAAGGAAAACUUUAUCAAAUGUUCAAGGAACUAUUUCAGUUAUAUAGAAGUACACAUCUUGGCUCACGCCUGUAAUCCCAGCACUUUGGGAGGCUGAGGUGGAAGGAUUAUUUGAGGCCAGGAGUUUGAGACCAGUCUGGCCAACAUGUUGAAAUCUCAUUUUUACUAAAAAAUACAAAACUUAGCCAGGCGUGGUGGCACAUGCCUGUAAUCCCAGCUACUGGGGAAGCCGAGGCAGGAGAAUCACUUGAACGCAGGAGGCGGAGGUUACAGUGAGCCAAGAUCACGCCAUGGCACUUCAGCCUGGGCGACAGAAUGAGACUUAAAAAAAUAAAAUAAAAAUAAAGUCCACAGUGUAGCUUUGUUUGGGGUUAAGUUAGUGUUUUGAAAUGGGCCUUCCCUGUGCUCAAAACAUGCUCAGCAAGCAGCUCCCCACACUGGACAGAUCGCACGUGUGGAAGGAUGAAGUUUAUGUCUGUAGAACUGUUAUUUUAUGCCCCACUUCCUUUUUUCUUAGAUCCUGUGUAGACAGGUCUCUCUGAACAUUGUGUACUUUACUGGCAUAAGGAAGUAAAAUAUUUCAUAAUAAAUUUGAGAAAAGUAGAGUGAGCAAAAAUAACCUACAAAUGAGAGAAUUACUAAAAAUGGACUGUUGUAAUGUUCUGCAUUGUCAAACUGAGAACUGCCAAAUGAAAUUUUGUUUACUUUCUUUUCUUGUGUGCCUAUGUCUUUUAUAAAGUUCUUCAUCUAAAAUUAUAGAGAUAGUGCAUUUGCACCCAAAUUAAUGAAACAGUACCAUUAAAGAAAAAGAAAAGGGGCUGGGCACAGUGGCUUACGCCUGUAAUCCCAGUGCUUUGGGAGGCCAAGGCAGGUGGCAUCCUGGCCAAUAUGGUGAAAUCCCAUCUCUACUAAAAAUACAAAAAUUAGCUGGGCGUGGUGGCAUGUGCCUGUAGUCCUAGCUGCUUGGGAGGCUGAGGCAGGAAAAUCGCUUGAACCCGGGAGGCAGGGUUUGCAGUGAGCUGAGAUCCUGACUGCACUCCAGCCUGGGCGACAGAGUCUCAAAAAAAUCUGUCUCAAAAAAAAAAAAAAAGAAAAAAAGAAAAAAUGAUUAUCUUUGCUCUUCUCCGUUCCUCAUUCCCUCCCCUCUGUCAAUUUUCUUCUGAAUAAUAUUUAAAGGUUGUGUAUAUUACCCAUAUAUUUCUUCAUGCUAAAACAUUAACACAUUUAUUUCAUUGUGUUCUUACAGAAAAAUGGAUAACUAUACAUUUCCCUGAAAUUUGCUUUUUUACAUUCAACUGUACAUUUUGGAUUUUCCUUCAAUAGAUGAUGAUCUAACAGUCUUUCUGAUGGUUACAGUAUGUUCCACAGUAUUAUUUACCAAUGCCUUUUCAACCACUUUCCCAAUUGUGAUAUUAUGGAUUGUUUGCACUUUUUUGCCAUCUAAAAGUAAUGCUGUAACAAACACUUUGUAUUCUUGCCUGUUUUAUUUCUAUAAAAUAAGCUCCCCAAGUCA